This is a messenger RNA of Cheilinus undulatus (humphead wrasse), 3517 nucleotides long. It is a transcript of the gene nradd, whose product is annotated as neurotrophin receptor associated death domain. The coding region runs from base 359 to 1573 and encodes 404 amino acids. Gene Ontology annotation, cellular component: cell surface; plasma membrane. The record is from RefSeq and is a predicted model, not a curated record. NCBI's taxonomy places the organism in Eukaryota, Metazoa, Chordata, Actinopteri, Labriformes, Labridae. Gene Ontology annotation, molecular function: death receptor activity; nerve growth factor binding; coreceptor activity. The transcript is spliced from 6 exons. Gene Ontology annotation, biological process: Rho protein signal transduction.
AGAGGUGGCAGUCCUGUCUGCAUCCUGCAGGCUGAAACAGAGGAAACUUUGUGUCAACUUACACGGUAACAGCAGGGAAUGCGCUCAGAGAAGGAAAUGCAUCCACCGAGCUGUGACUGGGAGAAUCUGCGGAGUACACAGGCUGCUUUUUGAAGCCACUUUCUCAUGCGUAAAAGCUUCUGAUCAUAACUGGACUGUACUAAACUUACGCAUUUGCAGGACUAGCAAGUAUCACGACAGACCUCUCCUUUGACGUUGUAUCUAGACACAGAGAAGAGGAAGUUUUACGAACGUUUGAAAGAGAUUUGAAGACGAACCAAACUGCAGGCUGAAGAGGAGGAUUUUGGAGACUGAAGACAUGAAGCUUCUUUGCAUCUGCGCGCUUUUACUUUUAAAAGUUGUCUUUGGAGAUUCCUGUACCAGUGGUAAAUUCACUGAGUCAGGGCAGUGUUGCAGUCUGUGUCCUGCAGGCUUCGGAGUGGAGGUACAGUGUGGGAAAGAAGAUACCAAGUGCACACCAUGCCCACAGGGAACAUUUUCCUCAUCUGAAGGCCUCAGUGCUUGCCUUCCCUGUUCAAAGUGUCCCCGCAGCAUCCCCACGUUGGCCUCUUGUUCUGCCACUGAAGACACGCAAUGCGAGUGUGGAAGCGGCUACUUUUUUCUGAGCAACUAUGGCCUAUGUGCGCCCUGCUCCAAGUGCAGCCGUGGUCAGGGUGUUGUCCAGGAGUGUGGCCCUAAAGGAGACAGGCAGUGUCAGGUCUGUGGGCCAGGAACGUUUUCUGAGGAGCACAGCAGCACCAAACCCUGCCAGACCUGCACCCAGUGCUCAGAUAGUGAAGUGGAGAUUCGAGCCUGCAUGCCCAACUCUGACACUCUCUGCAUGGAUAAGAAACUCCACAUUCUGUCUCGUCCGUCUCUGGAUGGGACUGAUGGGACUCGGGAUACACCCAGCCUGCCUGGUGGAGAAGAAGUGAUAGCUGGGGGGGAGGCCAGCCCUGCGCCUGGAACACCCAAGUUUACGCCGCAGGACGAGGGCGGCAGCAACAACAUCCUGGCCUAUGUGUCUGUUCUGGCUGCUGUGGUGCUCGGCCUGCUCCUUUAUGUGGCGUAUAAAUGCUGGAGGUCAUGUAAACAGAAGAAGGCUCUCUCUAAGGCCCGAGCGGCUGAGUUGGGAACAUCUCCAGAGGGAGAAAAGCUCCAAAGUGACAGUGGUGUUUUUCUGGACUCACACAGCCUGCAGGACAACCAGCCCAGCAAAGGCACAAAGACGGACAGCAAGCAGGACACCCGUCUGUACAUCAACCUCCCCCCUCACAGACAGGAAGAGGUGGAGCGCCUCCUGCAGGAGGGAGGGGGCCGGGGGUGGAGGCAGCUGGGCGCAGCGCUGGGUUACGAGCCUGAACAGCUGGACCUGUUUGGGCGGGGAGAGGCCCCGGCUCACACGCUCCUCUCUAACUGGGCCCAGAAAGAAAGCUCCACUCUGGGACUUCUUUGUUCUGCGCUGGCCCACAUUGAAAGGCCUGAUGUGAUCACAGGUCUUAACUCUCCGACGCAGGGUGUUUCUGUGGUCUGACUGGUGCUCAAAAACAAUAUGAAACUUAAAGACUCAAGGGACGAACUUUCAUUAAGAUGACAAGGGAAGCACUCUGAUAUCAUCCCCUGUCACUGUUGGAGGCUGCCUUUGAUGGUUGUGAAGGUUUUGUUGGACACUCAUGGUUCAGUGUUAACCAAAUGAAUGAAAUAUCCCUGUAAAAUUUUCCUCUUCCACUGUUAUAGGUCAACAUUUCUUUUUUUUUCUUUUUUUCCCAAAUGGAUUUAACUCCAUAAAAUGGGUAUCUAUGGAUGUCAAGCCUCAGUGCCUUCUGCAGAAAUCUAGCCAGAUUGGAUUUGACUCACGUUGACCUCCACGUACACUACAAAACUGUUUACAUGCACACAAAUCCUGGUUAUUACUGAGUAUUUGCUCAUUGCAAGAACAGAAAAAUGAUGUAUUUACAUAUGUUGGUCAAAUGUUAUUAUCUGGUGACCACUGUUUACAUUGUUAGGCAGUAAUCAGAUGCUCUCUCUGUCUCAUAAAAAAGUCGUACACAUGUUUUUGUAAACAUAAAUGGUUGACUUAGAUCAUCAAGUUUUUGCCCAUCUAGGCUUGUUUCCUGAAUCAUGGCUUUAGUAGCCACUUACAGUUGUGGUAUUGCAGUUGAUUUUUGCCAAGCGGGAAUGGUUUCUUCCAAUAGCUCUGCUUUCCAGCAUAAUGUGACGUUCCCUGUAACGGAUCAUUUCUGUGCACAUGUGCAUGUCUUAAAGAGAGGAGAAGUCCAAGAAACCAAAUUUAGGGUUAGCAUGGCAAUUGAUCAGAUUUCUCUCGAUGAUGUGGAAUAUUAGUAACAAUCUCAGUGAUGCCUCUAGUUGCUGUUUUCUUUAUAAGAACACUUAAUCAUUUUAGAUUAACUCCUUUCUGUAUUGUUUACUUUUUUCUGCCACAGUUGCUAAGAAGCCUUGGUAUUUAUUUUCACCGACAAUAUCUAAGCACCAGUUUUAAAUCUCAUUAGACGACACAAAAAUGAAGCAUUUUGUAAAAUAUUAAUAACCUUUUUAGCUCUUUCCAAUAAUCAUCUAUGAUUGUAAAUAUCUUAGCCUAUAAUGAAACUGUUUUAUGAAUGAACUGUGAAGUCUGAAAAGUGGGAACUGUUCUUUCUCUUCUAUUUUCUGAAUACAUGACUUAAUAUCAGUCACCUUGAUUUUUCAUUCAAGAGAUAAAGUAAAAAAAAAAAAAUACACAGACACUGUUACAUAACUGAUUGAGUCAACUGUACCGAUUCAUUUUUUUUCUCUCACCAUUUCGAGUCUAAAAUUUGAUACAGUCCAGCAAAAAUAUUUACAACUGUGGUUUACAACUGUUUGAUGCUUACUUGGCAGUAAUAUUUGGCUUUGUGUAUAUAUAUUUCCUAAUGGUCCUCCUUUAUGUGUUUCUAAGAGUUUACUCACUGAAUAAAUAACUUUGAUAAAUAAUUGCUUCUUUGUUAAGGCUGCUGAAUCAGCAGAGUGAGCAUAUCAGCAUACAUCUGCAGAUGAAUUUUUAUGUUAAUAAUUACAUACUCAAGUCAUUUUAAUGAAAAAAAAAAAAAAUAAGAAUUACAAUUCCCAACCACAGAAAGAAAAUUUAUCAGCUAAUGUUAUGUGUAACAGGAGGACCAAUUUACAUUGAUAAAAAUCACAGCAAGCUUGCAAAAAUGUUGCCUACAAUGUUUCAAAUGAAAAACUUUGAGCUGUAAGUUUUAGCAAGGAACUGUCACAAAUGAUGAAAUGAUCAAACUAAAGAACAAACUGCUUUCAUUAGUUAUGUACAAAGAUAUGUUAGCUGAAAGUUAUUUAACCUCCUCAGCCGUGGCAGAUUUUGCAAUUUUGGGGACCUGGGUGAACUCAGACAUGGUUCCACAUCCAUUGUUUCCCCCCUUUUAAACUCUUAUUCAUCAAAUAAUGCCCCACUUGUUACUUGAUGUAAAAAAUAAAAAUAAAA